AUGGCCGAAGAAAGCAAACUCAUAGACACAAAAGUGCCCCAAGAGGUACCGGCCUCGUCCGCCCCUGUCUCAGCCACCGACGACGCCUCCUCCGGCUCCGAAGACGAUGCCCCACCAUCCACCUCCACCGACCCCAACGCCGCCCCCAAAAAGAAAUCCAAGAACAAGCGCUCGAAGAAGGACCGCCUAAAGUCCGCCGUCGGCCUCGCCUCGAAGGAUGAUAAGCCGGGCGGGAGCAGCAGCGCUGCGGACCACAACCCCGUCAGCGCGCUCUCCAAGGCGCAGCUCAACGAACUGCUGCUCAUGAACCCCACGCUUGCCCGCGAGGUGGGGCUCAAGGAUGGGGAGGAGGCGACGGGGACGGCGAUUGAGGCGCUGAAGAAGUUGAGUCUGCAGGAUAUUAUGACGGGGUUGGCGGCCAGCGGGAAGAACGCUAAGGAUAUUGGGUCGUAUAAGUUCUGGCAGACGCAACCAGUACGGAAGUUUGGAGACACGGGCGAGAUUGAGGAGGGGCCGUUCAAGCUUAUUGAUUCGGAGAAGGUGCCCAAGGAGCCAGCUGCAAUGAUGGAGGGGUUUGAGUGGGUUACGAUGGAUCUGAAGAAGGAUGAGGAGCUGCAAGAAGUGUUUGACUUGCUGAACGGGCAUUAUGUUGAGGAUGAGGAGUCGACGUUCCGGUUCAACUACUCGAAGUCGUUCCUCAAGUGGGCACUUCAAGCACCGGGUUGGAGGGCAGAGUGGCACGUCGGUGUCCGGGCUUCGAAGUCAAGGAAGCUCGUCGCAUUCAUCUCGGGUGUCCCCAUCGCCUUACGAGUCCGCCAAAAGGUGCUCAAGGCCACCGAGAUCAACUUCCUCUGCAUACACAAGAAGCUGCGCUCCAAGCGCCUCACACCCGUUCUCAUCAAGGAAAUCACACGUCGCUGCUACCUGCUCGGCAUCUUCCAGGCCAUCUACACUGGCGGCGUGGUCCUGCCAACGCCCGUAAGCACGUGCAGGUACUUCCACAGGUCGCUGGACUGGAUGAAGCUGUAUGAGGUUGGUUUCAGCCCGCUGCCAGCGAAGAGCAAGCCGUCAUACCAGGUCUCAAGGUACCGUCUGCCGGAAAACACAAACACUAAAGGUCUACGCCCAAUGGAGGCUAGGGAUAUCGACGCCGUUCUGGACCUGUUGAAGCGCUACUUGGCGCGCUUCGAUAUGGCACCUGUCUUCACGCGAGAAGAGGUUGAGCACUGGCUCCUCCAGAAGAAAGCAGAUACCCCGACUAAAGACCAAGUAGUCUGGUCAUACGUUGUCGAAGACCCCCAAACCAAGAAGAUCACCGACUACUUCUCCUUCUACUCCCUCGAGUCCACCGUCAUCGACCACCCCCAACACGAAGUCGUCCGCGCAGCCUACCUCUUCUACUACGCGACGGAGACCGGGCUCACGACACCGUUCGAUAAGCCGGCCCUCAAGGUACGCCUGAACGCGCUGAUUAACGACUGCCUCAUCCUCGCCAAGCGAUACAAGUUCGACGUCUUCAACUCGCUGACUCUGAUGGACAACGUGCUGUUCCUCGAGGAACAGAAGUUCGGCAAGGGAGACGGACAGCUGCAUUAUUACCUGUAUAACUAUAACGCGAAUCCGAUUGCGGGUGGGGUGGAUCGGAGGAAUGAGGUGGAUGAGGCGGGGAUGAGCGGGAUUGGAGUUGCGAUGCUGUAA
Molecule: messenger RNA, 1698 nt
Organism: Pseudogymnoascus destructans
Lineage: Eukaryota; Fungi; Ascomycota; Leotiomycetes; Thelebolales; Thelebolaceae
Product: glycylpeptide N-tetradecanoyltransferase
Exons: 3
Coding region: 1-1698 (565 amino acids)
Biological process (GO): N-terminal peptidyl-glycine N-myristoylation
Cellular component (GO): cytoplasm
Molecular function (GO): glycylpeptide N-tetradecanoyltransferase activity
Source: RefSeq, a predicted model, not a curated record